GAUCAGUCCAACGUUGCUUGGCUGGGAACGUAAGGCUCAGCCCGACGGAUCAAGUAGAGAUGUGCUUGGAUUGCGUCAUAUCUAUAAAGAGAUCGUUGCGUCAAUGAACGUGCUUAGGAAUCAUGAACGUUCCUUACGAAAAAGUACUUGUUAUGGGAAGCGAGGGAAGUUGUUGAUCGCAUCCAUGGAUUCGUCAAGGAACUAAAAAAAGACUCAAGAGAACAUGCACAAGAACCGUCUUUCAAUCGCCCAGAGAGUUGAGCGCAAUAGCAAUGGCCUAUGUACGAGAACGGUGGCGAAAAUGGGGCUUAUUCAACAAGCAAGUCUCCCGCGAAAGAUUCAUAAUAGGAAGAGUAUGAUCAAACCCAUACUUAGAAGGCACGGCCGACAAUGGGGAGGAUUGGUGAAGGAAGCGGUGCACAAGAGAUGGCGAGAAGAUCAAGAUGUCACGAUUACACGAGGAACUAUCAGAUGGUACCGGCUUGGAAAAGACUUAGACUUUUCGUUCAGAAUCAAUAAGGAGAUGAAGCACAUGUUUGAAAGACCUGAUCUCACCGCGUUAAGAAGG
Molecule: messenger RNA, 568 nt
Organism: Cylicocyclus nassatus
Lineage: Eukaryota; Metazoa; Nematoda; Chromadorea; Rhabditida; Strongylidae
Source: the annotation of a GenBank genome assembly